Molecule: messenger RNA, 1142 nt
Organism: Megachile rotundata (alfalfa leafcutting bee)
Lineage: Eukaryota; Metazoa; Arthropoda; Insecta; Hymenoptera; Megachilidae
Gene: mRpL4
Product: mitochondrial ribosomal protein L4
Biological process (GO): translation
Cellular component (GO): ribosome
Molecular function (GO): structural constituent of ribosome
Source: RefSeq, a predicted model, not a curated record
UAUAUAAUAAUCUAACGAAGCAAUAAUAAUAUCAUUAAAUUGUCGGUUUUUCUAAGAAAAUUGAACAUAUCAAUACUUUAACUGUACAAGAGCUGGGAAAGUACGGUGACUCAAAGUCGAACCGGGAAGAUGGAUUGAACUACCGGAUUCGUUCUACUUGUAUCUCUUUCGUAGUAAUCCUUAUAUACACUCCAGCUUUCUUAUUCUUACGUAUCUUUAAAGAUUUAAAAAUUUGGCGGUUUUGGAAUUUCUAACAUGAGACAUGUGAGAAAUGUCAUUACAAAAGGACAAACAUGUUUGUAUCAAGCGGCAACAUUUUGUACGAGAGUCAUUGCAGAACAAAACAGUCCAAUUAUUUCUAAACGCGAUUACCCGGAUGAAAAGUUUUUGUAUCAAAAACCUCGAGAAGUAUGGAUAGAAAAUUUAGACACUGUUGAAAGGAAGAAAUUGGGUCUCGUAACUUUACAUCCGGAUGUUUUUGGAGCAGCUCCGCGAAUAGAUAUCAUUCAUCAAAAUGUUCAAUGGCAAAGAAUGUAUCGCUGGGUGUGUUAUGCAAAUACAAAAACUCGUGCAGAAGUAAGAGGUGGUGGUCGCAAGCCAUGGAGACAAAAAGGAACAGGACGUGCACGCCAUGGAAGUAUACGUUCACCACUAUGGAGAGGAGGUGGUGUUGCACAUGGGCCUCGGUCACCAACACCUCAUUUCUACAUGCUCCCCUUUUUCACUCGUGUAGCUGGACUUACAUGUACAUUAUCUGUUAAACUUGCUCAAGAUGAUUUGUACAUUAUUAAUGAAUUAGAAAUUCCAACAAAUGAUUCUGCAUACAUUAAAGAAUUAAUAGAAGCAAGACACUGGGGUCCUUCUGUACUUUUUGUUGAUUCUGAAGAUAUCAUGGCUCCAAAUAUAACAGAAGCUACAGAUGAAAUAAAGCAUGUGAAUUUAAUGCCUGCAUAUGGACUAAAUGUUUACAGUAUGUUAAAACAUGAUACUUUAGUUCUCACCGAAAGAGCUGCACGCUUAAUCGAAGAUAAAAUAUUGUAUAAUUUACAUAGACCUGAUAAUCGGAAAUUAAUGCAAAAGUUUAAAUUGAAUCAGAAUUAGAAAUUAAAGAAGGCAAAAACCAAAUGUUUGUUUAACAUAUA